AUGUCUGCUUUGUCAUUUCCACCAUUCAAUGCCAUAAGAUGUUGUUCUAAUAGGGACAAUGAUCAAAACCCAAGUGUUCAAAAGUUUAAUAACAUCAAUUUUAAUGGAAGUUCAAGCUCUCAAACUGAUCAUAAACUUAGCCUAAAAAUUGGUCCUUUACCAAGCUCUUUCUCUUUGACUUUUGUCACUAAAAAAGAAUCCUUCAAUGAUGAGAAAAUUCAAGAGAAUACCCCAACAAAGAAGCAUGUAGUUGACCCUUUUCACCAAGAGAUCAUAAUUGAAGGAGGAGUAGGGUACAGACAGACUGUUGUUAUUAAAUCUUACGAAGUUGAUUCUGAUAAAAUUGCAACCAUGGAAAGUAUCUUUAAUCGUCUUCAGGAAGCAGCAUUAAAUCAUGUAGGGAUGUCAGGAUUCAUGAGUGAUGGAAUGGUGAGAAACAAUCUCAUAUGGGUUGUUUCAAGAAUGCAAGUUCAAAUUGAACAAUAUCCAAUCUGGGGAGAGAGAGUGGAAAUCCAUACAUGGAUUGGAGCAUCAGGGAACAAUGGAGUGCAAAGAGAUUGGCUAAUUCGAAAUCAAGACACCGGCCAUAUUUUAGUUCGUGGAACUAGUACAUGGGUGAUGAUGAAUCGAGAAACAAGGGGACUCUCGAAGAUUCCAGAAGAGGUGAGGGAGGAGAUUUCGCCUUGGUUCAUAGAGAAAAAAGCUAUCAAAGAAGAUGUUAUUGACAAAAUUGUCAAAUUGGAUGAUAAAGCUAAGUACAUGAACACCAACUUAAAGCCCAAGAGAAGUGAUUUGGACAUGAACCACCAUGUGAACAAUGUCAAGUAUGUAAGAUGGAUGCUCGAGAUCAUACCGGAUGCCAUUUCAGAGUCUUACCAAUUGUCUAAAAUAACCCUAGAAUACAAAAGGGAAUGUGGGAGUACUAGGGACAUAGUCCAAUUCCUUUGUCAACCUAAUGAAGAUGGAAGAGGGUUACUUAAACAUGGAGUAAAUCAAGAUAAUAAUCAUAACAAUCUACUAAAUACUUUGGCUAUUGAAUUUCUCAAAAACAAUGGAUUCACGGGGUCCUUUGAGAUAGGGCCAUUUAGGUACACUCAUCUUCCCCAAAUCGAUCAUAUAGAGCCUUCUAAGUCUACUCAUCUCCUUCGAUUCGGUCAACUUCUGCUUCAAAUUCUCUUCUUCUUUGAUCAUGUUCUUCGCCACUUCUUCAAUGGAGUUUGGUAUUAGUUCUGAAA
Cannabis sativa is the source of this 1235-nucleotide messenger RNA. RefSeq names its product palmitoyl-acyl carrier protein thioesterase, chloroplastic-like. Lineage: Eukaryota; Viridiplantae; Streptophyta; Magnoliopsida; Rosales; Cannabaceae. The record is from RefSeq and is a predicted model, not a curated record. Gene Ontology annotation, biological process: fatty acid biosynthetic process. Gene Ontology annotation, molecular function: fatty acyl-[ACP] hydrolase activity; acyl carrier activity. The transcript is spliced from 6 exons. The coding region runs from base 1 to 1227 and encodes 408 amino acids.